ACACAGAGAUGUUGGAGUACAUGGUCUGCAGGUCACGGUAGAGACCGGUACCGGCCUCUAGAUCAGCUCCCAGACAGUUGGCCUGUGAGUGCUCCACCCCUUCUCCCUCCUCCUCUUCCUCCUCCCUCUCCCUCUCUCCCUCCUUAUCCUCACCGUUGGAGAGUAGGAUAUGACUGCUCGGGAGGUGGAGAGCCUUCACCAGAUGCGCAAUGUGUACCUGGUUCUGAGCCAUCUUGAUGGCAACCUC
Messenger RNA from Geodia barretti, 247 nucleotides. NCBI's taxonomy places the organism in Eukaryota, Metazoa, Porifera, Demospongiae, Tetractinellida, Geodiidae. The record is from the annotation of a GenBank genome assembly.